UUCGAAAUGCAUUUACUAAAUUGGGAAAAGCAUGUCGCAGUGACUUGGUUAUAACAACAUUAUAUGAUAUGUAUACCGUAUGCUGUAUUAUCAUAUGUAUAAUUUAGUGGCCAGACUUAGUAAAUAUCUAUGUAUAUUUAACAGUGCUUUUGCAUUGGCUACAUACUGGAAAUAUGUAAAAUCUGGCAACACUCUGCUUACUGAGUUUCCAGAAUUCUAUUAACUUUAACAACAAAUUAAACAAUUUGUGAUUAAGUGCCCGGGAUAUAUAAAAACGGAAAGAAAUAUAUUUUGCAAAUGUGACUACGUCUGCCAAGUAGGCAUGUAAGCUGCAAAAGACAUAUACUCUUAAAAUUGCAUGUUGCUGCAAAUUCGCGUCGCAAAAUAAAAACCCAUAAGAUUUGAACAUUGUAAAUGAUCAUUAAUUAACAAUGAAUAAUAUUAGGCAGUGGCUAUUAAGGAACGCAUUAAAAUCGAAGAUGCCCGACAUUUCAUAAAAGAUGUGAAAUAUUGCAGAGGAGCCAAGCGAAAUAUUGUAUUAUGGAAUGGAAAAGAAGAAGAUACUUAGCCGUGCUAGGAUAGACGAAGGAAUUUUUCAUAUACAUAUAUACGCAGACCGAAAUAGUUCUUCUAAUUCCCAAGAACAGAAUAAAUUAAAUGGCGUAUUCAAAAAUGCAGAUAGUAAGAAAAAUGUAGAAUCUCAAGGACUUUUUCUAAACGAUGAUAUCAAUAAAGAAUCUAACUUUGAGUACGAAGAAGAGUGGGACAUUGAUGGUAUUCCCGAGUUACUAAAUGAACUAGACGCUGAUAUUGAGAAGUCUUUUAGAACAGAUACGCAUCAACUGCCAAACCGAAGUCAAAAGUGUUGUACUAGAGAACUUGUCCUGAAUUCGAAAUCCAAUGAACAUUUUGAACAUAUUGGGAGAAAAACAAGCUUUCAAAGAACACAACGUGACGUUCCUUUUAAGCACCGAAAGUCUUCUGCUUUUACGGGAUUUUCUAAAGGUGGCCAACUUAUUUCAUCGACAUCUUCAAUACCAAUUUCAUCAUUGGAAUCUAGUUUUUUGUUUGAUUCCGAUCAUCAAUUCCUUAGGACGGCAAUUUCUGACAGAAUGUCAUCGCAAGCCGUAAAUAGUAACAACCUCAGCACCAAUGUUGGCUCUUGCGGAAUAAGUAACAUUAAUAGUAGUCAAAGUGGUGCAUCCAAUAGCAAUAAGUCCAACACAAAGAUGUCAAUAGAUCACCAAGCCACUUUGGAUAAAGGUUUGAAAAUGAAAAUAAAACGUACAAAACCUGGUACCAAAAGCUCGGAAGCAAAACAUGAGAUUGUUAAAGCCACUGAGCAGCAACAAAAUGGAAUGAGCAGUGGGACAGGGAGUAACAAUGUAGAUGAAAGUACGAAUCUAAUAUCGGGUGCAACUUCUUUAUCAUCUAUUCAAACAAACAGUGGAAGUGUUGGUAAUCAGAUCAUAACAUCUUUAACUGGUAAUAAAAAAAAUGGCGUUAACACUGGAAAUCAAUUAAAUAAUAAUCCUUCUUCCGGAAACAAUAAUAUGUCAAGUGGUAUUCUCGCGCCGAAUAUCCAAAUUCAAACAAACUCUUUAGGGACAAAAAGAGCAAGUUCGGGUCAUAGGCGUGAAAAGGUCAAAGAAAAGUUGUCACAUUCCAAUCGCAACUUGAAUGAAAAAAAUAUUCCGCAAAGCAACGAGAAAGAGCCGCAAGAUAAAACUUCGUGUAACUGUAACUUAACAGAAAAUUCUUCUUUAAUGUGCUCCAGUAGUUUUUGUGUCCGUCGUAAUGACAGUUCUUCAAUACGUUUGUCAGGCUCUAAUACUACGAUUCCACCUGGCGUCUUUACCCCCUCGACUGAAACACCGACAACAACUGCUACUUCGACAGCCCUUUUGUCUGUUUCAGCAACAACAGCUAGUUCAGCAAUCAUAAGUCACUCUUCUACAUCAAGUGCUAUGCCAAAUACACCUGGACCUCCAACAGUGGGAGGAAACAUCAAAAUAUCUUCGCACAUUGCUGCUCAAUUGGCUGCAGCUGCUGCAUCAAAUUCACUUAAUGGAUCCCUAAAUACUACAGAUAUGAAAGGUCCGUCUCAGAAUAUAACAGAAAAUCAAAACAAAACCGCAACGGGUACAAUAACGACUGCAAUGCAGCAUUCGAUUUCCAUUCCACAUUCAAAUAAUAAAAUUAGCGAUAUGUCUUCAAUAACAAACGUAUCGAGCGCAAUAUCAGGUACCAAUGCAAAUAUUUUGGAAGAAGAAUGUUCAGAGUCUCCUCCACCAAAACGGACAAAACCGAAUGAUGUUAAACCCCAAGGAAAUAACUCGAUUAACAAGGAAACCGUGGACAUUUGUAUUGGCACAUCCGUUGGAACUAUCACAGAACCUGACUGCUUAGGUCCAUGCGAACCAGGAACGUCAGUUACUCUGGAAGGUAUUGUUUGGCACGAAACUGAAGGUGGCGUUCUGGUAGUGAAUGUCACCUGGAGAGGUAAAACGUACGUGGGAACGCUACUGGAUUGUACCCGUCAUGACUGGGCCCCACCAAGAUUUUGUGAUUCACCAUCUGAAGAAUUGGAUUCCAGAACUCCUAAGGGGAGAGGAAAACGAGGCCGAACUGUAACUACUCCUGAUUUAAGCAAUUUUACUGAAACUCGAAGUUCGAUAUAUUUUUCACAUCCUCACGUGCAUUCUAAGUUACGAAAUGGUAAUACAAAAGGAGGCCGUGGAAGUUCAAGGUCUUCAACUUCCACAGAGAAGAAUGGAGGAGGUUCUUCAGUUUCAUCCGGAAAUGGAGGAUCUACACCUAGCACGUCCCCAACAGGAUUCUUACCUCCUCGCGCAGAGAAACGUAAAUCAAAAGAUGAGUCAGUGUCACCACUCAAUACCGAUAAUGAAACCCAGGCAACACCCAUGGUAAAUGCUAGUGGUAUUCCCAUUUCAGUAUGUGGGUCAGGGUUAACAAAUCAACCACAAAGCUUAAUAAACCCUGUGACUGGUCUUAAUGUCCAGAUAAAUACAAAAAAGUGCAAGAACACAACACCAUGUGCUAUAUCCCCAAUUCUUCUGGAAUGUCCAGAGCAAGAUUGUAGCAAAAAGUAUAAGCAUGCCAAUGGUUUACGUUAUCAUCAGUCGCAUGCGCAUGGCACUAUAUCUAUGCUUGACGACGACUCUAUUGCAGAUAUGGAUGACUCUAACAUAACCCCUAUACACAGCCCUAUUUGCUUGGCACCAACUGCUAACGAAUCUGAAGUAUUGGAAAAUGUAUCGGCGUUAAUUGACCCACAAUCAUCCACUUUAAAAAAGCCAGAUCCUGCAAAGUUGUCACAUACGAAAUCAAUUGGGCUAGAUACUGGGUCGUUGCCAUCGGUUGCUUCGGAGAAUGCCAUAGAAAACAAUAAUGAUAUAUCUACCCUAAGUGGUAGUGAUACACCACAUACCGAACCGGUUUCAUCUGAAUCUCCCAAAAACGCAAAUGGCUCAAACAAUCCUUCUGAAUUAACAUCUCCUGGGCAACAACCAAAUGACUCAGACAACGAUAUUGAUAUUGGUAUGAUUUCUAAAGUAGAGAAGUCUUCUGAGUCUGCAUCUAAGCACAACCUAAAUGAAAAAGCAGGGGUAUUACGUUACGUACAGCCAGAUUCAGAUGAAAGCGCUACAAAAUUAGUGAAUGUUGACGACAAGAUAAGUCGAACUCAGAUAGAUGUACAUGCUCCUGCAAAUGAAAAUGAAAAUUCACGAUCGUCGCCAAAUCAUCUGUUCAAAGAGAAUUGUAUCGUACAACAACAAAUACAAAAAACCGAUCCAUUUGACAUUGGCAAAGAACCGCCGACUACUAAUUUAAAUAAUCUGGAAAAUUCCCAAACUCACAAAUCACCUGUUAUUGGAAAACAAAAGAAAAAUCGAAAAUCACCCGGCCCCGGUGAGUUUGAUGUUGACGGAUUCGGUACAUGUAAUAGAGCAUCUCGAGAAGAGGUACAAAGCCCAGCUUACAGUGAUAUAUCCGAUGAUUCAACACCUGUAAAUGAACAAUCGAUAUUAGAAAAAUCUAUUGCAGAAAAAAAUUCUGAUAUUGUUAAAAAAUCUCCUGAAAUCAUUUUAUCUUCGGGAUCUGGUUGUCAACCUAAUGCUCCAACAUCUGUUCCAUCUUCACUUAGCGGAUAUGGUGUUUAUCAAUUUUAUCAACAACAGCAAUUUUCGGGACAACCUGCAAUUGAACCACAAUCAAAUAAAAGUUGUCUUACAGGAAAUGCACCUCAGCUAUCACUUUCUGCUUCUUGUUCAUCGCAACAACCACCUAAUAAUAAUGACAUGAAAAGAAAAGAACCUCCAUUGGAUUUGAUAACGAAACCAGCUGCAUCGAAUUUGCAAGUUUCGAGCCCAUCGCCACAUGAAUCUAACAAAGACCAAAAUCAGGUCCAAGCCUCUAACGUACCCAACCAGAUUGUAAGCAGUGUACCAUUGGGUUCAAGUACAAUAAAUGCUGGUGCAUCAAAGCCGGUAUCACAUUUUUAUGCAUUCAAUUAUAUGUCAUCUAACUAUCCUUUCAAUGUCGAUCAAAAUUAUGCCCCCAUUUCGAUUGCAUCGGAAGAUGGAAAGUGUAAUAGAAACUCCGGCAUUUUGAGUCCAACUGAUCCACAACAUUCGUCAUUAGUAUUCAAAGAAGAUAAGGGAAAAGACAGCCCCCCUGAAAAUAUGAAAAUUUUUCAUCAGCAACAGACUACUUUAAACAAAGGAUUAAAAACGGAUGGACCUUCAAAAGCAGAAUUUUUAAAAACAGAGACAAAUAUCAGUACUGCAGCACAAAUUCCGCAAAUGCCUUUACAUAGUAAAGAAAUGCAAGGUAUGGGACCUUAUUCCAACAUUUACCAAAGACAUCCGAUGACACUAAAUUCCCAGCAGAUGUCACGUGAAGAGGAGUUGAGGAGAUAUUACAUAUUUUCCGAUCAGCAACGUCGUCAGAGCAACGCUGCUAACAGUAUUAGUUUGAGUAAUCAAAAUCAAGUAUGUACUAGCCAAAGCAGUCACCCCCAAUGUAAGGAUGAGACCUUAUCAGUCCAGGUCAACUCUACUUCGCAACAACUACCUAUAAAAAACAAGGCGAAUAUGCCACUCAAUAUAAAUAGCAAUAUAAACAAGCAUAUGUCGGGUACAAAAGAAUCGUCCCCGAAACAAAAGCAAGAUGACGACGUGAAAGUUAUAAAACAGGAAGGCCAAAAACCAACAAUGGAAACUCAAGGUCCUCCACCUCCUCCAACAUCGCAGUAUUUUUUACAUCCAUCUUAUAUUACACCAACACCAUUUGGAUUUGAUCCAAAUCAUCCAAUAUACAGAAAUGUUUUAAUGCCCUCAGCUUCUCCAUACAAUGCAGCUCCUUAUCACUUACCAAUAUCAAGAUAUCAUGCUCCGGAAGACUUGUCCAGAAACACUGGGACGAAAGCUUUAGAUGUCCUACAUCAUGCUGCCAGUCAGUAUUACACAACCCAUAAAAUACACGAACUCAGCGAGAGGGCUUUAAAGUCCCCUAAUAAUAAUAACAGUAAUGGAUCAAACUCUGUUAAAGUUAGUGUUUCUAGUCCAAGCAUUGCUGCAUCGCAACAUUCCAAUAUAAACACAAAUACAACUGGACAUCACUCUAAUACAGCCCAAUCCACGAAUUCAUCUCAAAUAUCCCUCAAUUUAUCUCAAUCAAUACCGUCAACAUCAAGUAAGCCAGAAAUGUCGGCACAAAAAUCGCAGUGCAGUGGAUCUACAGUACCACUUAGUGAGCCACAGAAAUCACAAACAACAAGCAAUCCUGCAGUUGUAUCAAGCAGUACAGUAGUCAAUUCUACCGGCAGUGGAGGUCCUGAUUCUCGUAGCCCUCCUCCUCAAAGACAUGUUCACACACAUCAUCAUACACAUGUUGGUCUUGGCUAUCCAAUGUAUCCGGCACCUUAUGGGGCUGCUGUACUUGCAAGUCAACAAGCUGCUGCUGUAGCUGUGAUAAAUCCUUUUCCACCAGGACCAACCAAGUAGACACAACUCUGCAAUUAUUUAUUAUAUGUCUGCAAAUAUUUGUUUGGAAAUGUAUCAACGUACUGCAUUCAUUAACGGUCAAAAACCAUAGUAUUAGGUAAACAUUAAACAAUAUUUUUAAGACAGAUUUAUAAGGCUAAAGCAGAUAUCGUGUGAUUAUGCUUACAACUAUUAAGGAAAUAAGUUUUUAAUGUAUUGAAAAAGAAUUUAAUAUUAAAUGAAUAAUUAAUUUUUUAAUAUUUAUAUACAUUAAUUUUUAAGAAGACUUGAUUAUGCAGUUCUUAUUUAUCAAUAACUAUUUUUAAACAUACAUUUUAUUUAAUAAAUACAUUUGUUUUGCUUGUAAAUAUAUUACUAUGUUACAAUGUAUUCAGUAUUUCGUGUUCCCUUUAUCUCUAAAUUUGACGCUAGUUCUUGUAACUCUCAAAAAUGCAAUUUAAAUGAUUUUUAUUUGUAUUUGAUUCUCUAUAACUAACGUAGCCAAUAAACAUUUAAAUAGAUUUGAAGCAUAACAUUAAA
Messenger RNA from Musca domestica (house fly), 6548 nucleotides. RefSeq names its product mucin-2. Gene Ontology annotation, cellular component: nucleus. The transcript has 11 exons. Gene Ontology annotation, biological process: regulation of transcription by RNA polymerase II. Bases 546 to 6029 code for a protein of 1827 amino acids. Lineage: Eukaryota; Metazoa; Arthropoda; Insecta; Diptera; Muscidae. The record is from RefSeq and is a predicted model, not a curated record.